Molecule: messenger RNA, 2885 nt
Organism: Prosopis cineraria
Lineage: Eukaryota; Viridiplantae; Streptophyta; Magnoliopsida; Fabales; Fabaceae
Exons: 13
Coding region: 617-2728 (703 amino acids)
Biological process (GO): snRNA processing
Cellular component (GO): integrator complex
Molecular function (GO): protein dimerization activity
Source: RefSeq, a predicted model, not a curated record
UCUCAUUCUACCUGCGAGUCUCAACUCGACGCCUCUCUUCUGACCGCACACUCUUCCGUUCGCUGUUGCUCGUUUCUGUGUCGUGAUUGGGACCUCACCGGGAUCCUCUCUCGUGUCCGUCGCCGUUGUGGGGGUUUGCCGUGGCUUCAAGUUUCAAGCUUUAUUGUUGUUCUCGGCCAAAGUACGUCGUCUUCGCUGCUGCUGGUGUCGUUCUCAUCUCCUCGUCGGCAUUCUCAAGCUUCACUGUCGUUCUCGUUCUAGGACAAGUCCCUCGUUCGUUGGCUCCAAGCUUCAUCUUCAGAGUUCAACUUGUUCGCGCUCUUCAAGAUUCCUUCAGAGUUCAACUCCAUUCCAGUAUUAUACACCUCAAUGGAUUAAUGGUGCAUCUAAUAGAGUUCCUCCCCACAGAGAUGCUGAAAUAUCAAGAGAGAGAGUAAAAUGCUUUAAUAGCAAUACUACCUGUGAGAUUGACGUGCUUAAAAUCAUCUCCGUCCAAUUUAUAACCUGAGAAUGUGACUUGCUUCUCUCAAAUGGGUUAUCACAGUAUCUGGUCCUGUGGGUGAAUUAUUGACAACCAUAUUUGCUUGGAGGACAAACUUUUUUCCUCCUAGUCUUCAUGAAGCUUACAUGUUUGAACAAAGGUGGGGGAUUCCCCUUCCCGCCAUGUCAUAUGCUGAAUUUUUGUGGGCUUAGGAUCUUAUUGGAUUGCCCACUUGACCUCUCAGCUCUCACAGUGUUCUCUCCUGUACCUACUGGGUCUAUAGCAUUGCCCUGCAAAGAAAGCAGCAACUCUCAAGCCUUUGCUUCUCUAGGCUUAGAAGAUGGGUCUCACAAGAGGCUCAAAAUGGAAAAGCCCCUUGAUGCCAAUGAUUUAAUUUUUGCAGAACCUUGGUACAAGUCUGUUAAAGAUUUACAUCUUUGGAACUGGUGUUCCAUUGAUGUUAUAUUGAUCUCAAGACCUAUGGGUAUACUGGGAUUGCCUUUUCUUACUCGAAUGAAGGGUUUUUCAGCAAAGAUUUAUGUAACUGAAGUAUCAGCAAGAUUGGGCCAGCUUAUGAUGGAGGAUCUUGUAUCAAUGCAUGCAGAGUUAAGGCAGUUUUAUGGACCAGAGGAAUCUAACUUCCCUUCAUGGAUGGGGCAGGAAGGGCUUGAAAUGCUUCAUUCUGAGUUGAGAGAAAUAAUUUUGGGCAAAGAUGGAGAAGAACUAGGUGGUUGGAUGCCAUUAUACAGUGAGGCAGAUGUGAAGGAUUGCAUAUUGAAGGUUCAGACACUUAAAUAUGCAGAAGAAGCCUGCUACAAUGGCAUAUUGAUUAUAAAGGCAUUGAGCUCUGGCGUAGAAUUUGGUAGUUGUAACUGGAUUUUAAGGGGUCCAAAGGGGGACGUAGGCUAUAUUUCAAGCUCCAGCUUCAACUCUGCUCAUGCAAUGAAUUUUGAUUUCCAUAGUCUACAAGGGACUCGCAUGUUAAUUUAUUCAGAUUUCUCAUCCUUGAGUAUCACACAAGAUGAGGAUGACAAUAGUUCCUCUAAACGAUCUGUUAAUGACUCAUUAUUUCUCAGUGAUCACAAUAGCAUCUCUGUAGAACAAGCAGAAUGCUUCCUCAACUCUGAUGAAAAUUUAGAAGAAAAGGAAAAGCUGGUUUUCAUAUCAUCCUGUGCUAUGGAGUGUGUCAAAGGUGGUGGAUCAGUACUAAUUCCUGUUAGUCAAAUUGGAACUUUUCUGCUGCUUUUGGAGCACCUGAUAGCUUUGCUAGAAUCUUCAGCAAUGGAGGUUCCAAUUUAUAUAAUUUCUUCUGUGGCGGAGGAAUUACUUGCAGUCCUUAAUAUCAUACCAGAAUGGCUCUGCAAACAACGACAAGAAAGGCUGUUUGCUGGGGAACCAUUGUUUUUGCAUGCUGAUCUGAUAAAACAGAAGAGGCUUCAUGUGGUUCCAGCUAUUUAUUCACAUAAACUCCUAAUGAAUUGGCAGGAACCGUGUAUUGUAUUUUCUCCUCAUUGGAGUCUGCGCCUUGGUCCUGUUGUUCAUUUGCUUCGAUGUUGGAGUGGGGAUCCAAAAUCUUUACUUAUCCUUGAGGAUGUUCUGAAUCCUGAACUAGCACUUCUACCUUUCAAGCCAAUUGCAAUGAAGGUUCUUCAAUGUGCGUUUCCCUCUGGAAUAGAGUUGCAGAAAGUACUACCUUUGUUGAAGAUAUUGCAGCCAAAGAUAGUUCUGUUUCCUGAGGAUUUAGGGUCACAGAUCAGUUUUUCAAGUGCAAGCUCAUUCACAGUUUCUCAUUACACUGAAGGCAAAACUCUGAGAGUACCAUGCCAAAAAGACAAGAGAGAGUUAAAAAUUGCAAGAGACUUGGCUUCUCAGUUCCAAUGGAAGAAGUUGAAGAAAGAAGACAUCAAUAUCUCGAGAUUAAAGGGGGAGUUAUUCCUGGAAAAUGCUAAGCAUCACUUGUUUUUGCAAAACCAACAAGAAAAUUCGUCAAAAAGUAGGCCUCUGCUUCAUUGGGGUUCACCUGAUAUGGGAAGGCUUUUGACAGCAUUAUCAAAGUUGGGCAUUAAUGCAACUCUGGAACAUGUUACAAGUAAUACAGAACCACAUAGUACCUGUGUUCUUCAUGUGCAGGAACCUCACAGAGCUUCAAUAGAGGUUGGAGCAACCCGUACUGUUAUUACUGCUGCAAAUGAGGAUGUGGCCUCCCUAAUUUUUGAAGCUAUAGAUGGCAUUAUGGAUGGGGUUUGAAUUAGUGACCUUUAUUUCUUUGAUGUUUUCACAGAAUUUUUUUUUUCAUGGUGACUAAAGUCAAUCAUGGUUUUGUGAUUUGCUCUUUGAUUAACAUUGGGAUUAUCAUCUAAUUGAAACAAAAGGUUUGUUAUGGAAUAUAUAUGGUAGUUCAUAA